CAUGUGACCUUUCCACCCCACCCCAUCUUUCUCUCUCAAAUGGGGAAACCAAAGGAACCAAAGCUCAAAUCCUCCAUUAAAGCUCUGUUCAACUUCAUUCCAUCAGGGCCCAAAACCAUUACAUGGGCCUGUAACCAACAGAUCAAAACUCACUCCUUCAGAGAAAUAGACUACACUGGCUUCAAUUCCAUGUACUCCUGUUCUUCUCCUUCUUCAUCUUCCUCAAUCAAUGCAGACCAUUGCAGCCUCAGGGAAGAAACAGAGCAAAUCCUACCCAAUCACAUCUGCUCAAUCCAACCAUCGUCUGCCAGCUCAUCCUCGUCCACUGUCGUGAGAGAAAUUUACCCAGUUGAUAUGGUCCUGAAAGGCUCUAUCAGUUCUAAGAGGUUCUUCUUCUCUCCUUGCACGACGAACUCGAUCAUGGAAGAGGCGAACCUUGUUUUGAAAGCGAAAGAAGAAAUGGGUCUUGCGGAGAACACGUCGGUGGGCGAUCAGUGGCUUGAAACAGAGGAAGGAGGAGAAUGCUUGAUAAAGGAGGUUGGUUUUUGCAAAGAGAUCAUUACGACGCCGAUGACUUCAAUGAAUCCAUACAUGGAUUUCAAGCUUUCCAUGGAAGAGAUGGUACAAGCUCAUGGGCUGAAGGAAUGGUCUUGCUUGCAGGAGCUCUUGAAUUGCUAUCUGCAGCUCAACGAUCGGACGAACCACAAAACCAUCAUCUGGGCCUUUGUGGAUUUGUUAAUGAAUCUCAUUUCUGAAGAAAACAACAGCAAAAGCAAUGGCUGUGAUCAUAACAAGGAGAGAUGUUUUCCCUUCCCUCUCUGCUUAGAUGCAUGAAGAAGGGAAAAAAAAUAAAAAACAGAAGAAAACAGAGCAAAGAAGGUUUUUUUUUUUUUUUUUCUUUUUCUUUUUCUUUUUCCUUCGCUGAGGAAUGUAAUACCUUAAUGGAAAUUAAAUCGGGUAAUUUAUUGUAA
Magnolia sinica is the source of this 971-nucleotide messenger RNA. Its product is annotated as transcription repressor OFP13-like. Lineage: Eukaryota; Viridiplantae; Streptophyta; Magnoliopsida; Magnoliales; Magnoliaceae. The transcript has a single exon. The record is from RefSeq and is a predicted model, not a curated record. Gene Ontology annotation, biological process: negative regulation of DNA-templated transcription. Bases 40 to 834 code for a protein of 264 amino acids.